Molecule: messenger RNA, 3123 nt
Organism: Bradysia coprophila
Lineage: Eukaryota; Metazoa; Arthropoda; Insecta; Diptera; Sciaridae
Gene: lola
Product: longitudinals lacking
Biological process (GO): regulation of transcription by RNA polymerase II
Cellular component (GO): nucleus
Molecular function (GO): protein binding; DNA binding
Source: RefSeq, a predicted model, not a curated record
CGAAUCGAAUAUACGAGCCCAUUAAGGUUAGAGUGGAGCAAUAGAUUUUCUGAUUUUCUCUUGGUUGGCUCCGGUUCAUAAUAACAUGCUGUGUGUAUGUGUGAGUUUGUGUGUUAGUUGCUCGUGUACGUAUACGUAUAUUUCCCCGAAUUGUGCUGUUGAAUUUCCGUUGCGUCACACAUUGCCAAGCCCAAACCGAAAAGAAAACCAACAGCAAUAUUGAGCUUCGGCAACACAUUCACUACUCACUAAACAACGCGACACCAAGUAGUACAGAAGAACAACGCAGCAUAAAACCCUUUUUCAAUUCUUGAACAAAUUUCAAUCAGUCGCCAUAUUGAAAGUGCUGAACAAAGUGAUUUUCAUGAAAAGUUUAGCAAGUCAAAUCUUUGCAUUCGUUUAAUUUUAGUGAUAAAAAAACAUUAAUUUGAUAAAACCGAAUUGGAUGCGAUCAAAAUUUUUGUGAUAUUUUAAUUGGAAAAUUAAUGGAUUUCGGUUUUUCGGUGAAGUGGGUCAGAGUGCAUUCGAAUUAAUAUAUGCCAUCUUUGUGAAACAUAAAAUGCAUUUCUGUGAAAUCAUGUUCUUCAACGUUAAUUAACAAUUCAAUAUCAAAAGUCGCUAGAGAAAAAUAAGAAAUACUAAAGAAAAUCGUUUCAAAAUGGACGAUGACCAACAGUUCUGUCUCCGAUGGAACAACCAUCAAAGCACACUCAUAAGUGUGUUCGACACAUUAUUGGAAAAUGGCACACUCGUAGACUGUACGUUAGCAGCCGAAGGAAAAUUCCUGAAAGCACAUAAAGUUGUAUUAUCAGCAUGCAGUCCGUAUUUUGCGGCUCUGCUAUCUCAACAAUACGAUAAACAUCCCAUUUUCAUCCUAAAAGACAUUAAAUUCCAAGAACUUCGAGCCAUGAUGGAUUACAUGUACAGGGGUGAAGUGAACAUCUCCCAAGAUCAACUUGCCGCUCUACUCAAGGCAGCUGAAUCAUUGCAAAUCAAAGGUUUAUCAGAAAGUCGUGGUGGAUCAACGCAAAAGAACGAAAACGUCGUUCAAAAGCAACCUGUACCUGUCGUUUCAAAAUCUGGCCUUACUAUCGAACACAAACGGCCAGCCAAUAAACAUCCCACCUCUGCUGCCACUGAAUCUGAUGUAUCCAUGUCACGUGAAGGUUCUACUAGUCCGACAUCACGUAAACGAAAAAAGUUCCGACGACGUAGCAUUGAAGUAAACAACAUGGACAAUCACGACCAACUGUCCAACUCAUCGUCGCAAUCGCAGUCCAUCCAUAUGACAAGUAUACCAAUGACUGCCGCUUCACAAAUUACCUCAGCUACCUCCGCCGCAAAUGUAUUGAACGUUACCAAAAAGACUGAUCAUCAUGAUUCGAAAAAGGAUAUGGAACAAAGUCAAGCGGAUGAUGACGAAGAUGAUGACAAAAAUGACCUUGAACCGCCGGCACAACGACAAAAGCACGACAUGGACGUCUCUCAUAUCAAAGAAAAAAUGCAAUCCACUCAUUCGGAAUUGUUGAUUGAACCAAAAAAUGAAUACGAUGAUGGACAAGAUGAGACUGUUGAGGACUUGACACUGGACGAUGAAGAAUUGUUAGAGGAUUUGGAUCAAGCUGGACCAAGUCACGGUGGCGAAGGUUCUAGUCAAGGUUAUGCACAAUGGCAAGUCGGUCAAAAUCAGGAUGAAGUAUUUUUAGCAGCACAGGAAGCGGCCGGACAACAUCGCGAUGCUCAAGGAUCAUCCAACACCAAACAGGAGGACAUUGUUAUGAACGAAUCUUUACUCGAAUCCGAAGACAUAAUUAUAUCACGAAAAGGAAAUAACUUCGUCUUGAAAACUGCGCUGAAAACAUAUGGCACAUCAGUCAUCAAGAGCGCUCCCGUCAAACGCAAGGAUACCGAACAAGUCGUUAAGAAAAUCAGUACGGAUUGCGAUCUCUUCACCGUUGACACUACCGACAAACCUAAGGCCAAAUCAUUUCUAUCCGACGCCAAAGUGACCAUCAGCUCUAUUCCAAAACCAAAGUCCAUCGUUGUCAUUAAAAACAAAAAUAAAGCGGAGGAAACAUCCGUUGAUAUUAUCGACGAUUUCUCGACGGAAUACCGCGAAAUCGAUGAAGUCGACGACAUUGAUCUGGUCGACGCCGACGGUCCCGGUGUAACCAUCAAAUCUGAUGGUACCGAAGUCCAUAAAUAUUCGAUCGUUGCGGUCGGUUCGUCGAAGAAGCAAGAGAUCGUGCUGAACGAUUGCAGUAAUUCGUCGUUUCAUUAUGACAUCAACAGUGAAAAUUCCCUAACCGAGUACGACGAUCAACGUGAAUUGUAUGCAUGCCGUCAUUGCGGCAAAAAAUAUCGCUGGAAAUCGACCUUACGCCGUCACGAAUCGGUCGAGUGUGGCAACAAAGAGCCACGAUACUCAUGCCCGUACUGUGAAUAUAAGGCUAAACAACGCGGCAAUUUGGGCGUGCAUGUGCGUAAGCAUCAUCCCGAUCGGCCACAGUUGCAAAGCUCGCGGAAGCGUUCGACUAAAUUGGACGAUUCCGUUGCUAAUAUCAAAGAGGAAGUUAUGAUGUAAUGGGAUUUUGUGUGUUUUGAAAUGAGGAGGAGAAAUUGAUUUAUUUUUGUAAACUUACUUAUGCAGCAACCGCGUUUCUGAUUGCGAAACGUUUACGAUUAUUCGUUCGAUUUUUUACGAUUAAACUAACUUUAGUUAACGGAUGUCCUAAUUAUAUUUCUUGAUAAUUCUUGAGUCGAUUUAUUUGUGAACAUCUCUACAAACACAGAAUUGUCAACCAAAUUAUGGUUAAUUCGAUCAAUGAUUAAAAUUUGUGAAUUUUUUUUCGACCAUUUUCGAGGAAUUAAUUUUUUGUAGCGUUUUUUUUGGAAAAUUUACGAAACGUUUGGAAAGUAGUUUUCCACAACAAAAAUAGUCCCCCGGAUUAAGUUGUAACGAUAGACUUAAGUAAUUUCGUUCUGAUUCUUUUUAAAAUUUCAGAUUAAUAAUUAACUAGAGAAAUAAGUAAAAUCAUAACUGCAGCGUUAAGAGUAUGUAUGUACGCUACACAUGUAAGGUAGAAUAAAUUACAUUCAAAUAAAAGUUUAAAAAUUAAAAUA